Messenger RNA from Arachis ipaensis, 2362 nucleotides. Its product is annotated as HIPL1 protein. Lineage: Eukaryota; Viridiplantae; Streptophyta; Magnoliopsida; Fabales; Fabaceae. The record is from RefSeq and is a predicted model, not a curated record.
CUUAAAAACAUUCCCUUGAAUCAAUACAAUAUCUUAUGCCACCAAGUCAAAAUACUGCGAAGGCUUGCGGAUUUGAAUGUAUAUAUAAGUUGAAUUGUAAGAGGAGUUUCAAGUUUCAACUGGUUUAUGGUGAGAUGAAGAAGGGUGUUCUAUUUUCCACCACCUUCUUAUUUUGUUGCUUGUUGCUGCUUUUGGAUUGUGCAGUUUCACUUCCUCUAUGCGUUGAUUCCAGGGCACCCUUUACCCUGAAUAAAACCCUUGGAUUUUGUCCUUACAAUGGAAGCACAUGUUGCAACUCCACACAAGAUGCACAAAUACAAAAGCAGUUUCAAGCCAUGAAAGUCUCUGAUCCCGCCUGUGCCUCAGUUUUGAAAUCAAUACUUUGUGCGAGGUGCGACCCAUUUUCAGCAGAGCUAUAUACAGUUCAAUCCUCUCCGAGAUCAGUGCCAGUGCUUUGCAACUCCACCGUACCAGCAAAUUCGUCACAGUCAAAGGCAGCAGCAGUGGAGGAUUUCUGCUCUCAAGUAUGGGAUACAUGCCAAACUGUGUACAUAACAAAUUCACCUUUUGCCCCUUCAUUGCAAGGACAAGCAGGAGGACCACAAAUUAAGGCCAAUGCAACAAAAUUGACUAACUUGUGGCAGUCCAAAACUGACUUUUGUAGCGCUUUUGGUGGAACAUCGACUAAUACUUCAGUGUGUUUUGAAGGCGAACCUGUUGCACUAAACAAAACCGCAACACCUAUCAACCCUCCUCUUGGCUUGUGCCUUGAGAAAAUUGGCAAUGGAUCUUACCUUAGCAUGGCAGCUCAUCCUGAUGGCUCUAACCGAGCAUUCUUCUCUAAUCAGAUGGGCAAGGUUUGGCUGGCAACACUUCCAGACAAGGAAUCGGGUGGAACGUUAAAGCUUGACGAAUCAAGUCCCUUUGUUGAUCUAACUGACCAAGUUUAUUUUAAUACUCUAUUUGGAAUGAUGGGAAUGGCGUUUCAUCCGAAUUUCGCGCAAAAUGGUCGAUUCUUUGCUUCAUUUAACUGUGAUAAGUCCAAGUGGUCGGGAUGCAAUGGAAGAUGUGCAUGUAAUUCAGAUGUUAAUUGUGAUCCAUCAAAAAUAGGUACUGAUCAUGGUUCCCCACCAUGCCAGUAUCAAACUGUUAUCGCAGAAUACACCACUAAUGGUACCGGAUCUCAGCCUUCCUCGGCUGAAAGUGCAAAACCAACAGAAGUGAGGAGAAUAUUUACCAUGGGCCUCCCUUAUACAUCUCAUCAUGGAGGUCAGAUACUCUUUGGUCCAGAAGAUGGAUAUCUAUACUUCAUGAUGGGUGAUGGAGGAGGCUCAGGUGAUCCAAACAAUUUUUCCCAAAACAAGAAAUCUUUACUCGGAAAGAUUAUGAGGAUUGACGUAGACAAUAUCCCAAGUGCAGCUGAAAUUAGCAAACUUGGGCUAUGGGGUAACUAUUCCAUUCCAAAGGAUAAUCCAUUUAGUGAAGACAAAGAUCUGCAGCCUGAAAUAUGGGCCUUAGGACUAAGAAAUCCAUGGCGAUGCAGUUUUGAUUCAGAAAGACCUUCCUACUUUGUGUGUGCAGAUGUUGGACAGGAUCUAUACGAGGAGGUAGAUCUCAUCACAAAGGGCGGAAACUAUGGAUGGAGUGUUUACGAGGGCCCUUAUCUCUUCAACCCCACUCAAUCAGCGGAAGGCAAUACCUCUGUAAAAUCUAUUAAUCCAAUUUUCCCAAUACUUGGAUACAACCAUUCAGUUGUCAACAAGAAUGAAGGAUCAGCAUCAAUAACUGGGGGAUAUAUCUAUCGUUCUACCACUGAUCCUUGCACAUAUGGAAGGUAUUUGUAUGGAGAUUUGUAUGCUGGAGCAAUAUGGGCAGCCACAGAAGACCCAGAAAACAGUGGAAAUUUCAGCACUAACAAAACCCCUUUCAAGUGUGCACAUGAUUCUGCUCUCAAAUGUGACUCGGCACCUGGGAGCUCCCUUCCAGCAUUAGGUUAUAUCUUUUCAUUUGGUGAAGACAACAACAAAGAUGUCUAUAUCCUUGCCAGCGCUGGCGUUUACCGAGUUGUGCGGCCGAGUCGCUGCAGCUAUGCUUGCUCUCUGGAAAAGACAACUGCAACUAAUCCUACAAGCCAACCUCCUGGUCCUUCUCCAUCUCUUGCUAUCCGUUGGAGUAACGUGUCUGGAUAUCUUAUGCUGCUGCAAUUUUCAUCCAUCUUGAUGAUCUUAUUGACUUUAUUGUAGUAUGUUAUGAUCUUUCGUAUUUAUUAAUUUCAUUUCUAACUUUUGUUUCCCUAUAUGCAUAAUUUACAACAGCUAAUAAGUGAACUCAGAAUCUAAAAUCCGAUUUUUUAUUUCAGACA